AUAAAAGUCAACACUCCCUUUCCGCCAACACACACCAAACCGCAUCAACGCAGACUAGCUGAUUCCACUCCGUCACCAGUGGACAUUGAGAGUCUGAUUAUGGACGGUAUUUGCGACUAUUAAAUCCUCCUCACCCGAAACAAACAUGAUGGAGAGCUUGGUAGCUUCUCCUGGGCCAGCCAGUCCAAAACCGAAUGGCACCGACGCAUUUGCGGUAGAUCCUUCGAUAAUCGUCGAGUACCUCGCCAGUGUCCUUGAGAUAACUUUGGGAGCUACGAGGAAAGAGUUGGAAAAUGCCGGGAGUCUGCUGUCACCAGAAUCCAGGAUACAUACCAUUCAGAGAUGCUCAAGGUUUGCCUCAGAGAACCAAGUGGCACUUUACGUGACGAAGGAUAUCGCCGCGGCCGGUGGAAUAGACGGCAUAAUAGAUGAAUCCAACACGGUGACUUACAACUACUUCGUUACUACAGACAUUUCUUUCUCUCCUUCAACGACUGCUUCGAUCGCGCUUUUGAAACGGCCAUACCCUAUAGAUCCGACGAUACCCAUUACUUCGCAAGUACAAAUUAUUAAUUUACCAGGUGCAGCAUCGCUGAGCAGUACCACAAACGGACAGGGCGGUGCUGCUGUCAGUCCUUACGAAAUUCUACAUUCAGUCGUGCAUCUUGCGCUGGCGCCUUACUUCGAUGCAUACACCAAGAACCAGCAUAGUGCGAAUGGAGUUCGGGGCAGAUCAGAUGUGGAGGCAAAGACCGGAAUUCCAGUUACGAAGAAGAGGAUAGCAGAGCUGGAGUUAAGCUUGUUACAUCUUCAGCAGAACAUCGAGAUCCCUGAAUUGAUCCUACCUCUACAUCCUAUGGUCCAAAAUGCUGUUGACGAAGCUGCCGCACGAAAUAUGAAGCCCACACCAGAACUGGUUCCUGCGAACCUGCUGCAGGACAGUGCCUUUCUCAAUAGUCUGCAAAGCAAUGUAAAUGGUUGGAUCAAAUCGAUACAAGCAGUCACGAAGAUGUCUAGGGAGGCAUCCAGCGGGACAGCUACGCAGGAAAUCAACUUUUGGCUUUCGAUGGAAUCCGCGUUGGAGGGGAUCGAACAGCAACUUCGAAGCAGUGGUGUAGCCCUCACGAUAGAGAUCCUCAGAACCGCGAAACGUUUCCAGGCAACUGUCAGUUUUAGUGCGGAUACUGGUCUGAAGGAGGCUGUGGACAAAGUUCAGAAAUACAACCAGUUGAUGAGAGAUUUCCCACUGGACGAGUUACUCUCUGCGACAUCAUUGCCCAAGGUUGAGGAUGCUAUUAGCUUGAUCUUCUCCCAUCUCAACAAAAAGCUCAGAAUUUGCCCAUAUCCUAUUCGGAGAGCCUUACCUUUAGUCGAACUCAUCUCGGCAGAUCUCGAUACCCAGUUACAUUCGUUACUCCAUGGCCGACGAUUGAUGCAUCUUGAUUACCGGGAAUUCAGAAAUCUCAUGGCAACAGCUGAUUCCAUUUGGAAGAGUUGGGACGAAAACGUGAAGGAGUUCACCAAUGUUGCCCGAGAAGUUACUCGCCGGAGAAACGAGAAAUUCAUUCCAAUCAAAAUCGUACCAAAACACGCCGAUCUUCAAGCCCGACUUAAGUAUGUCAGCACUUUCCGCGAUAAUCAUGAGCAGCUGCAGCGAACCAUUGUCAAUGUGCUGGGCCCAAAACUUGGCGAAGGCGAAGGUACUACCAAUGGGGUGGUUAUUGUAGAAGAAAUGGGCGACGUCGAUGCUGUGGAAGAAGUCCAGCAAGCUUAUGCAGCGUUGAACAACGUGGACUUGCUUGAUGUUACUCCCGAAGGCACCCGAACUUGGGUGCAAGCUGAGAUCACUUACAAUGAGCGUACCUCUCGUGUCGAAAAUUCCAUUAUCGCCAGAUUACGAGACCGACUGGCAACUGCAAAGACUGCCAACGAGAUGUUUCGGGUCUUCUCAAAGUUCAAUGCCCUCUUCGUCAGACCAAAGAUUCGUGGUGCCAUCACAGAGUAUCAAACACAACUCAUCGACAAUGUUAAGCACGACAUCUCGUCGCUUCACGAGCGGUUUAAGCAGCAGUAUGGCCAUUCCGAAGCACAUGCAAUGGCACAACUUCGAGAUCUUCCUCCUGUGUCAGGUGCAAUCAUCUGGGCUCGUCAAAUCGAGAGGCAGCUUGAUGGAUACAUGAAGAGAGUUGAGGACGUCCUUGGAAAUGACUGGGCUCUCCAUUCCGAAGGACAAAAGCUCCAAAGCGAGAGCAACCUUUUCCGGAAGAAGUUGGACACACGACCCAUUUUCGAGGCUUGGUUGCACGAUGUCCAGAGAAAGCAAAUAUCCAUCGCAGGUCGUCUUUUCAACAUCAACAAGAUUCGAGCAUCCAACAAUGCACUUGAAUUGGCUGUCAACUUCGAUCCUCAAGUGAUUGCGCUCUUCAAGGAGACCCGGAAUCUGCUGUGGCUAAAUUAUGCUGUCCCUCACCAAAUCAACAACAUCUCCAAAGAAGCCAAGCGAGUUUAUCCAUAUGCUGUUAGCUUAAUGGAAAGUACACGUACAUUUGCUCAGACCAGUCGACAAAUUUCUCAGAUGUCGGAUGUUGCUUUACUUCUCAGCGGAUAUCAGAAUGACGUCCAAGCUUUGAUAAUCAAGGGUAUUCCCUUGAAAUGGGAGUCGUUUGUUCACUCAUUUGAUCUCCACGUGAAGCAGACUUCAUCUUACCACCUUGCCAAUGGCAAUCUCGACCAUGCCAUCGGCGGCCGUAACGAGAGCAAACACGUACAAUUUGUUCGAGAAUUUGCUGCCUCGGUCUCUCUGCUGCAGAGUAAGACUGCUUCACUGGCUGUCUCCAACAUUGCCAUUCAGAAAGCACUCACUGAACUAGAGACUUGCCCAUAUGACGCAGCUGAAUUUCAAAAACGACUUGAGGCAGUGCAGAUGGCUGUGGAUCAACUAAACCUCGAGAACUAUGUCAAUUUGUCGUAUUGGGUCAGAGAGAUGAAUGCGAGAAUCAAAGCCACUCUCUUGGUGCGUCUUCGAAAGGCUAUUGCCUCCUGGAUUGAUGCCUUUGAGAGUGAGCGUUCGGAAGGAGUCAAUGAUGACAGUCGGCGAAAGCAUCUCAGCGUCACCACGACAUCGGGCCAAGACCAAGGCCCAUCUCUGAAAAGACUGGUUCACGAGGUGUCCAUGCGAAAUCAAGUUAUCUAUUUGGAUCCACCGCUUGAAUUUGCUCGGGCAAGCUGGUUCUCGCAGCUACACGAAUGGCUUGGGAUUGUGUGCAAUCUUUGCAAAGUCAAGGCUUCAAGAUAUGAGAUGAGCCUGACCAAUGGGAAUGAUACCGAAGCCCGUUUCACUGAUCUUCCAGGGUCAUGUACAGACAGCCUUUCUCUAGUCUACACAAGUAUUGAGACGAAGCUCAACGAGAUCAGCCUCUACGUCGACAAAUGGCUUCAGUUCCAAUCGCUCUGGGAUCUGCAAUCCGAGCAAGUGUAUGAAGCACUGGGUGAACAAUUAUCGAAGUGGCUCCAAAUGCUUCAAGAUAUUCGGAAAGUGCGGUCCACUUUUGACACCACUGAAGUCAGUCGCUCGUUUGGCCAUCUUUCGAUCGACUAUGACCAGGUUCAGACCAAAGUCAAUGCCAAGUACGACCAAUGGCAGCAUGAAAUCCUGACGAAGUUCGCUGUUCGCCUUGGCAAUCGCGUUCGUGAAGUCUAUUCCGAGAUCGAGAGAGCACGAAAGGAUCUUGAGGUACAAUCACUAGAGGCAACAUCCACAGCCCAGGCUGUACAGUUCAUUACCAUUGUGCAGACAUGUAAGCGCAAAGUCAAGGCCUGGGGCCCAGAGGUGGAGAUCUUCAGACAAGGCCAGACAACUUUGGUUCGGCAGCGAUAUCAAUUUCCUGUAGACUGGCUCAAUGUUGAGCAGGUAGACUCGGAGUGGACUGCUCUCAACGAGAUUCUCUCUAGGAAAGCCAAGAUUGUGCAGGAUCAGACGGAUGCUCUUCGGGCUAAGAUCACAGCCGAGGAUAAAGUUGUGGGAGACAAGAUCCUUGAGAUUACAGGCCAGUGGAACGAAGAGAAGCCAGUGUCUGGCACCAUUGUACCAGAAGUUGCGUCAGCUACACUUAUGUCCUUCGAAACUCGUAUCACUACGCUUCACGAAGAGUCCGAGAUGGUAUCCCGUGCUAAAGAAGCAUUGGAUCUUCCUUCUAGUCCCGCCACAGCCCUUGCUGCUAUCCUUGAAGAGGUUCAGGAUUUCAAAUCUGUCUGGGCUGCUCUAUCAACAAUCUGGAAGAGUCUCAAUGAACUCCGAGAAAGUCUAUGGACAACUGUUCAGCCUCGGAAACUCAGAUCUGCAAUUGACGGACUUAUUAAGAUGACUAAAGAGAUGCCCAGUCGUAUGCGCCAGUACGCGGCCUUUGAGCACAUCCAGAAUAUUCUUCGACAGUUUCUCAAGAUCAACCCUAUCAUCGCAGAUUUGAAGUCCGAAGCCGUCCGUGAGCGUCACUGGAAUAAGAUCUUCAAAGCUCUCAAGCCCGGCAAGCGCUACUCGCCAAUCUCCAUGACUCUCGGUGACGUUUGGGAUCUACAGCUUGCUGCGAGUGAAGUCGUCAUCCGAGAUAUUAUUGCUCAGGCUCAGGGUGAGAUGGCUCUCGAAGAAUUCUUGAAGCAAGUGCGCGAGAUCUGGUCGAGUUACUCACUUGACCUUGUUAACUAUCAAAACAAAUGCCGACUGAUUCGUGGCUGGGACGAUCUUUUCGCGAAAUGCAGCGAGAACCUCAACUCUUUGCAGGCGAUGAGACACUCUCCAUACUACAAGGAAUUUGAAGAGGAGGCUUCGUCUUGGGAAGAUAAGCUCAAUCGUGUCCAUGUGCUAUUUGACGUGUGGAUCGAUGUUCAGCGCCAGUGGGUAUAUUUGGAAGGUGUUUUUACUGGAAAUGCAGACAUCAAGCAUCUACUUCCAAUCGAAUCGUCCCGGUUCCAGAACAUCAACUCCGAAUUCUUUGCUGUCAUGAAGAAAGUUUACAAGCAGCCUUUCGUUCUUGAUGUACUCAACAUUUCCGGAGUCCAAAAAUCACUAGAGCGCCUCGCAGAAUUGCUGAACAAAAUUCAGAAAGCCUUGGGAGAGUAUCUUGAGAGAGAACGUGUAUCGUUCCCCAGAUUCUACUUUGUCGGUGACGAGGAUCUGCUCGAGAUUAUUGGUAACAGCAACGAUACGCUUCGUAUUGCCAAGCAUUUCAAGAAGAUGUUUGCAGGUCUUUCUGGACUGAUAAUGGAUGAAGACCAUCUCAUAUCCGGCUUCACUUCUAAGGAGGGUGAAGAGGUGAGACUGAAGAAAGAGAUCUCCCUCAUCAAGACACCAAAAAUCAAUGACUGGCUAGCGUUGCUUGAAAGCAGUAUGAAGUCCACCCUUGCCGAGUUACUUGCAGAGGCAGUUGAGCAAUACGAGCCAAUUUUUGAUUCGGAGGAAAUCGACCAGGCGGCGUUGAAUUCCUACAUUUCUGCCUUCCCAAGUCAAAUUGUUGUCCUAGCCACCCAAGCUGUAUGGACCUCGACUGUCGAGCAGUCACUGGAAGCUGGUGGCACCACUCUUCAACAUCUCUUCGAUCAAGAGGUCAAGGUGCUGCGACUUCUUGCAUCCACUGUCCUGGGUGAUCUUGAUCCAAUUAUGCGCAAGAGAUGCGAACAUCUCAUCACUGAAUGUGUUCACCAGCGGGAUGUCAUCGAGAAGCUCAAGAACUUGAACGCUUCAACACCCAACCACUACUUGUGGCUUCUCCAAAUGCGUUACGUUUACAAGGCCGAGGGUGAUUGGCUUCAGCGCUUGCACAUCAAGAUGGCGAAUGCCAAACUCAAUUACGGCUUCGAGUACCUUGGGGUUGCGGAGCGUCUCGUGAGAACACCGCUCACCGAUCGUUGUUUCUUGACCCUCACCCAAGCACUUUGUCAACGACUUGGAGGUUCGCCUUAUGGUCCUGCUGGGACUGGUAAGACUGAGUCAGUCAAGGCUCUUGGUGUCCAACUGGGACGUUUUACUCUCGUCUUCUGUUGCGACGACACUUUCGAUUUCCAAGCCAUGGGUCGCAUCUUCUUGGGUAUCUGUCAAGUCGGAGCUUGGGGUUGUUUCGAUGAGUUCAACAGACUUGAGGAACGCAUCCUUUCCGCCGUAUCUCAGCAAGUUCAAAACAUCCAACUUGGUCUAAAGCAAGGAAUUGAAGAUGAGAAGUCGCAAAUCGAGCUUGUCGGCCGUCAAUUGCGAGUCAACGCGAACACAGGCAUCUUCAUCACGAUGAACCCUGGAUAUGCCGGUCGCUCCAACCUUCCAGACAAUUUGAAGAAGCUAUUUAGAAGUGUUGCAAUGUCGAAGCCUGACAAGGAACUCAUUGCAGAGGUCAUGCUCUACUCUCAAGGUUUCAACCAAGCGAAGCAAUUAUCGAAGCAGACAGUCCCAUUCUUUGACAGCUGUGCUGCUAGGCUCUCCAAGCAGGCCCAUUACGACUUUGGACUUCGUGCUCUCAAGAGUGUGCUUGUCAGUUCCGGAGGACUCAAACGUGCUCGUUUGACAGAUACUGGCGGUGACCUUGGCCCAGAGGAAGAAGUAGAGCCUCAGAUUAUUGUCCAGAGUAUUCGGGAAACUAUUGCCCCCAAGCUGAUCAAAAGCGAUGUCGAAAUUAUGAGAUCCAUCGAAGCUGAAUCGUUCCCGGGUGUUGAAUAUGUCCCGGCCAGCUUGAAGGAUUUGAAGGCAGCCAUCCACACGAUUGCCAACGAGAGACACCUUGUUAUCAAUGAAACGUGGAUGACAAAGAUCCUUCAGCUCUAUCAGAUCCAGACCAUCCACCAUGGUGUCAUGAUGGUUGGAAAUUCCGGGGCUGGAAAGUCGGUUGCCUGGAAGCUCCUUCUCCAAGCCAUGCAGCAAGUGGAAGGUGUUGAGGGAGUUUGCCAUAUCAUUGAUUCGAAGGUCAUGUCAAAGGAAGCAUUGUACGGUAAUUUGGACUCUACCACCCGCGAAUGGACCGAUGGUCUCUUCACCAGCAUCCUCCGCAAAAUUGUUGACAAUCUGCGUGGAGAAGAGGCCAAGAGACACUGGAUUGUGUUCGAUGGCGAUGUUGAUCCCGAAUGGGUCGAAAACUUGAACAGUGUGCUCGACGACAACAAGUUGCUCACUCUUCCGAACGGAGAGCGUCUUAACCUACCUUCGAAUGUUCGGAUCAUGUUUGAGGUUGAGACUCUGAAAUAUGCCACUCUUGCAACUGUCAGUCGUUGUGGAAUGGUCUGGUUUAGCGAGGAUACAGUGACAUCCGCCAUGAUGGUUUCUAACUAUCUCGACACAUUGCGGACCGUUGCUUUCGAGGACCUUGAUGAGGACUCUGUUUCUACUGGACAGACUGCUGCAAAGGCUCUUGCAAUCCAAUCACAGGUCGCAGACCUACUUGAUGCGUUCAUGACAACAGAUGACUUCAUCACUAACGCUCUGGAACGUGCCCAAGGUUUCAACCACAUUAUGGAGUUCACAGUCGCCCGUGUCCUAAACACUCUAUUCUCACUUCUGAACAAGGCAGUUCGAGAUGUGAUUGAGUACAACAACCAGCACGUAGACUUUCCUCUUGGCCCUGAACAGGUCGAAUCUUUCAUCGCGAAGAAGCUUCUCCUUGCUCUGGUCUGGUCAUUGACUGGAGAUUGUCCUCUUGGAGACCGCAAGAGUUUUGGGGACUGCUUGGCUGGGCUUGCUACCUUUGGAUCGCCAAUCAUGGGAGACAAUUCAUCCCUCAUCGACUACGACGUCACUUUGCCGAAAGCUGAAUGGACUUCAUGGCAGAACUCGGUCCCAACCAUUGAAGUCAACACACAUUCCAUUACCCAGACUGAUGUUGUCAUUCCAACACUCGAUACUGUACGUCACGAAGAUGUUCUGUAUUCAUGGCUUGCGGAGCACAAGCCUCUGCUUUUGUGUGGUCCACCUGGUUCUGGAAAGACGAUGACAUUGUUCAGUGCUCUUCGCAAACUUCCGAGUAUGGAGGUUGUCGGACUCAAUUUUUCCAGCGCGACUACCCCUGAUCUGCUCAUCAAAACCUUCGAGCAGUACUGCGAGUACAAGAAGACAGUCAGCGGAGUGAUCCUGUCGCCCACUCAGAUUGGGCGAUGGCUGGUGCUCUUCUGUGAUGAGAUCAAUCUUCCAGCCCCCGACAAGUAUGGCACACAGAGAGCCAUUUCUUUCCUUCGACAACUUGUAGAACAGAAUGGAUUUUGGAGAACUUCCGACAAGACAUGGGUUACUCUAGACCGAAUCCAGUUCGUUGGUGCCUGCAAUCCUCCCACCGAUGCUGGCCGUACUCCAAUGGGCGCACGCUUCCUGCGACACGCACCGCUCGUCAUGGUUGAUUAUCCUGGUGAACUUUCUCUUCAGCAGAUUUACGGGACAUUCAACAGCGCUGUUCUCAAGAUCAUUCCGUCGCUCCGAGGUUACUCUGAGUCGCUCACCAAAGCCAUGGUUCAGUUCUAUCUGGAAUCUCAACAGCGUUUCACUCCAAAGAUCCAACCUCACUACGUUUACAGUCCUCGUGAAUUGACGAGAUGGGUUCGAGGUAUCUACGAGGCAAUUCGACCACUCGAAACGCUGUCAGUGGAGGGACUGGUCCGCAUUUGGGCUCACGAAGCCCUGCGUUUAUUCCAGGAUCGUCUUGUUGCAGAGGAAGAGCGCAACUGGACUAAUGAUGCCGUGAACCGUAUCGCACUUGACUUCUUCCCGACAAUUGAGCAGGACAAAGCUCUCGGAGGUCCAAUACUGUUCUCCAACUGGCUCUCUAAGAAUUAUAUGCCAGUCGACCGCGAGCAAUUACGUGAAUUUGUCAAGGCAAGACUGAAGACUUUCUGCGAGGAGGAAGUUGAUGUUCCGUUGAUAUUGUUCAAUGAUGUCCUCGAGCAUGUACUUCGUAUCGAUCGGGUCUUUAGACAACCACAGGGACAUCUGAUCUUGAUUGGAGUCAGUGGUAGUGGAAAGACAACCCUGUCUCGAUUCGUCGCUUGGAUGAACGGGCUCAAGGUUUUCCAAAUCAAAGUUCAUGGAAAAUACUCAGCAGAGGACUUUGAUGACGAUCUUCGAGAUGUUCUUCGCCGCUCUGGAUGCAAGGGCGAGAAGAUCUGCUUCAUUAUGGACGAGUCCAAUGUUCUCGACUCCGGUUUCUUGGAGAGAAUGAACACUCUUCUGGCGAACGCUGAAGUACCAGGCUUGUUUGAGGGUGAUGAGCUCGCGUCAUUGAUGACGGCUUGCAAGGAAGGUGCCCAACGCCAGGGUCUCCUUUUGGACUCACAGGAAGAGUUGUACAAAUGGUUCACCGGACAGAUUGUCAAGAACCUCCACGUUGUCUUCACAAUGAAUCCACCUGAGGAUGGCCUGUCCUCGAAGGCUGCAACCAGUCCUGCCCUUUUCAAUCGUUGCGUCCUCAAUUGGUUCGGAGAUUGGUCGGAUCAAGCAUUAUUCCAAGUUGGUACUGAGUUGACGCAAUCUGUCGACCUCGAUAGGCCCAAUUUUACAGCUCCCGAUAGCAUUCCUGUUGCAUACCGAGACCUCAUCCUUCCAGCUUCUCACCGUGCGGCGGUUGUCAACUCGAUGGUGUACAUCCACUACUCACUCCAUCGCUUUAACAUCAAGCUUCUCAAGCAACAGAACAGAGUCACUUUCCUCACGCCUCGCCACUUCUUGGAUUUUGUCGCUCAGUAUGUCAAGCUCUACAAUGAGAAGCGAGAAGACUUGGAAGAGCAACAACGACAUCUCAAUGUUGGUCUCGAAAAGUUGAGAGAUACCGUUGACAAAGUUCGGGACUUACGAGUCAGCCUUGCGGAGAAGAAGGGACAAUUAGAGCGCAAGGACGCGGAAGCCAAUGAGAAGUUGCAGCGUAUGGUGGCAGAUCAGCGAGAGGCUGAACAGCGGAAGACAACUUCUCUGGAGAUCCAAGCAGCAUUAGAAAAGCAGGAGGCAGAGGUCGCUGAGAGAAGAACAUUGGUCCUGAACGACUUGGCCAAUGCGGAGCCAGCAGUCAUCGAGGCACAAAAGAGUGUCAGCAACAUCAAGCGCCAACAUCUGACGGAAGUGCGAUCCAUGGGUAAUCCACCAGCAGGUGUCAAGCUUGCCCUAGACUCCGUUUGUACUCUGCUGGGUCACAAGGUAGACAGCUGGAAGACUAUUCAGGGAAUCGUUCGAAAGGACGACUUCAUUGCCAGCAUUGUCAACUACGACAACGAGAAACAGAUGACCAAGAAUCUUCGUGUCAAGAUGCGGAACGAAUACCUGUCCAACGAAGACUUCACAUACGAGAAAGUCAACCGUGCCAGUAAGGCUUGUGGCCCUCUCGUUCAGUGGGUACAGGCCCAGGUCAACUACUCCGAAAUUCUCGAUCGCGUUGGCCCGCUUAGAGAAGAGGUUGGCAUGCUAGAGGAGCAGGCACUACAGACCAAGGCUGAAGCACAAGCCGUUGAAAAUACCAUCAACACUCUCGAGCAGAGUAUUGCAACCUACAAAACUGAAUAUGCUGCGCUUAUCAGCGAGACGCAAGCCAUCAAGACCGAGAUGUCUCGUGUACAAUUCAAGGUUGACCGAAGUGUUCGAUUGCUCGACAGUCUCUCCUCCGAGAGAGUCCGUUGGGAGGAGGGUAGCAAGUCCUUCGAAACUCAGAUUGGAACCCUGGUCGGUGAUGUUCUUGUCGCAGCGGCUUUCCUAGCAUACAGUGGUCUUUACGAUCAGCAGUUCCGAAAGAAUAUGAUGGAAGACUGGUUGCAUCAACUCCAACUAUCCGGUAUCAAUUACAAAUCACACAAUCCCAUCACGGAAUACUUGUCAACGGCUGACGAGCGACUCGGGUGGCAAGAGAACUCCUUACCUGUUGAUGAUCUUUGCACCGAGAAUGCUAUCAUAUUGAAGCGAUUCAACCGAUACCCACUGAUCAUUGAUCCUUCUGGCAGAGUUACUGAGUUCCUCCAGAAGGAGAGCAAAGACAGACGCCUAACGGUUACGAGUUUCCUGGAUGACUCGUUCACCAAGCAACUGGAGAGUUCCCUGCGUUUUGGAAACCCAAUUCUCAUCCAAGAUGCAGAGUACCUCGAUCCCGUGCUAAACCACGUCCUCAAUAAGGAGUAUCAAAAGACUGGUGGUCGUGUUCUCAUUCAGCUUGGAAAGCAAGAAAUCGAUUUCUCUCCAGCUUUCAAGAUCUACCUGUCCACCAGAGAUCCAUCAGCAACUUUUGCACCUGACAUCUGCAGUCGUACCACCUUCGUCAAUUUUACCGUCACACAAAGCAGUCUUCAAACCCAGUCCCUGAACGAGGUUCUCAAGUCAGAACGUCCUGACGUUGACGAGCGUAGAUCCAACCUCAUCAAGCUGCAGGGUGAAUUCAAAGUCCAUCUCCGACAACUUGAGAAGCGCCUGCUACAAGCUCUCAAUGAAUCUCGCGGCAACAUUCUUGAUGAUGAUAAUGUCAUUGAGACUUUGGAGACUCUCAAGAAAGAGGCUGCUGAAAUUUCGGUCAAGAUGAGCAAUACGGAGGGAGUUAUGGCCGAGGUCGACGAGAUCACUCUUCAAUACAACAUCAUUGCGCGAUCUUGCAGUGCAGUCUUCGCUGUCCUGGAGCAGCUGCACUAUCUCAACCAUUUCUACCAAUUUUCACUUCAGUACUUCCUGGACAUUUUCCAUUCAGUAUUGCAUGGCAACAAGCGAUUAGCGGGUGAGACAAAUCACAACGUACGCCGUGAUUAUAUCAUCGAGGAGCUGUUCAUCACCACCUAUCAACGCACAUCGCUUGGUCUUCUCCAAAAGGAUAGAAUCACCUUGGCCAUGCUCCUGGCACAAGCUGCACCCUACAAGAUGAACAAGAGUCUCAUCGACGUAAUCCUAGACGAGAGUGUCGAAGGCACUGAUGUCUCAACGGAGUCCUACAAGAAAGAUGAAGUAUUGGCAAAAGCAUCAAAACUUCCGGUACUGAAAGGCAAGCUUGAUGCUAUUUCGUCUGAUACUUGGGACCGUUUCCUCUGUGAGGAAAUAGGAGAAAAUUAUGUUCCACAAAUAUGGGAUCCAGACUCGGAGAAACGAGACCAAGAACUUCUGUCUCUGCUCCUCGUCAAGCUCUUCCGUCUCGAUCGAUUUGUUCCCGCCGCUGAACGCUUUGUGACCGCUGUGUUUGGAUCCGGUCUCUUCGACACAAAUGAAGACCUCAAGGAAAUCGUCGAGCAGGUAUCUGCAAGCCGCCCUGUCGCACUCUGCUCAAGUCCUGGCUUUGAUGCCAGUUACAAGGUCGAUAAUCUGGUCGAGCGUUCGCGUGCCGCCUGUACCAACAUCGCCAUGGGUUCCAAUGAAGGUUUAGCUACUGCCGAUAAAGCCAUCGCAAACGCUGCUGCGAACGGCUCGUGGGUUCUGAUCAAGAACGUUCAUCUUGCUCCAACGUGGCUGCAGAGUCUCGAAAAGCGAAUGGACUCUCUCAAGCCACAUGCCAAUUUUAGACUCUUCUUGUCGAUGGAGUCGAGUCCGAAGAUUCCAGUGAAUCUGCUCAGAGCAUCUCGUGUCCUAAUGUACGAGCAACCAGCUGGAGUGAGAGCAAAUAUGAAAGACUCCAUGGCCUCGCUUUCCACGAGAGCUACGAAAAAUCCAGUCGAGAGAACUAGGCUUUACCUCCUUUUGUCUUUCUUGCAUGCUGUGGUCCAAGAAAGAUUGAGAUAUGCUCCUAAUCUGGGAUGGAAGGGCUUCUGGGAGUUCAACGAUAGCGAUUAUGAAUGUUCAGCAUUCAUUAUCGAUACAUGGGUAGAGUCUGUCGCUUCAGGCCGUACAAACGUCGCCCCCCAAAACUUGCCAUGGGAGAUGAUUCGCACGUUGAUCACGGAGACUUACGGCGGCAAGAUUGAUGACGAAGGUGACUUCGCCCGUCUCACACAACUUGUCAACACAUUCUUAACUCCUGCUGCCUACGAUAUCGGUCACAAGCUCGUCGAAGGCGUUACGGGUAAUGGUGUAAAUGGACUGGACGGCAGCUUGGUCGUGCCCAGCGGGACUACUCUCAAAGACUUCACGGACUGGAUCAAAAAGCUGCCAGAACGCGAACCGCCUACAUAUUUGGGCCUGCCAGCCAAUGCGGAGAAGCUAUUACUUGUUGGACAGGGUUUGAGCAUGAUCCAGAACCUGGGGAAGAUUACGGAGCUGUUGGAUGAAGGCGAGCAGCUAAUGGCUGAGGCGUCAUGAGUGAGUGAUGAGGAUAUUGUGGAAGAGGGAAGACUGUAAUUUUCUGGUCUAGCUUGAGAGCAGAUUGGUCGUUGUGCAUUUGCGAUUUUGUUUUCUCUGCCAUGCAUUGCUUGCGGAAAUUGUAUUCGGGCUGUAUUGAUUUGAAAGGGAUGGGCACAGGACGGAAAUCUGGCGGUCAUUCAUUGUUAUUAUUAUACCCACAGUCUUGCUCUGCAUUUGUUCUGCAUUGCAUAGACCUUCAGAUUACAAUUUCUUUUUGUGCAAAUAGUUGUAGCAUAGCAUGCGUCUUUGGCGUUUUUGCCAAAUAUAUUGUGUUUUAUCAAAUAUUUGCGUGUUUAGUUCUUACCUGCUGGUUUGUGAGUACAGCAGAAUCGUACUAAAUCAUGGUAUCGAUCAAUAUUGAACAACCGCCCUCGUCUUGCUUGCCCCCGCGCCUCGAAUUAUCCAUUCAGUAUGACAUCAGCCGCCUUUUCACUAAUCAUCAUGAUCGGCGCCUGGAUAAAUACACCCGGAAUACGAGGAAACACACUUGCAUCCACGACCCUCAAACCCUGCACGCCUCUCACUCUAAACUUCGAGUCC
This is a messenger RNA of Cadophora gregata, 13786 nucleotides long. It is a transcript of the gene RO1, whose product is annotated as Dynein heavy chain, cytoplasmic. NCBI's taxonomy places the organism in Eukaryota, Fungi, Ascomycota, Leotiomycetes, Helotiales, Ploettnerulaceae. Gene Ontology annotation, molecular function: minus-end-directed microtubule motor activity; dynein light intermediate chain binding; ATP binding. The transcript has 3 exons. Gene Ontology annotation, cellular component: dynein complex. Gene Ontology annotation, biological process: microtubule-based movement. Bases 146 to 13204 code for a protein of 4352 amino acids. The record is from RefSeq and is a predicted model, not a curated record.